Molecule: messenger RNA, 724 nt
Organism: Protopterus annectens (West African lungfish)
Lineage: Eukaryota; Metazoa; Chordata; Ceratodontiformes; Protopteridae
Gene: RPL13
Product: ribosomal protein L13
Exons: 6
Coding region: 43-678 (211 amino acids)
Biological process (GO): translation
Cellular component (GO): cytosolic large ribosomal subunit; ribosome
Molecular function (GO): structural constituent of ribosome; RNA binding
Source: RefSeq, a predicted model, not a curated record
GUAUAAAUGGCCAGUUAAUUUUAUAGUGGAAUAUAAGGAGCCAUGGCCCCUAAACGAAAUGGAAUGAUCUUAAAGCCCCACUUUCAUAAGGACUGGCAGAGACGAGUUCGUACCUGGUUCAACCAACCUGCAAGGAAGGUUCGCAGGAGGAGGGCCCGUCAAGCCAAAGCUCGUCUCGUUGCUCCUCGUCCAGUUGCAGGACCCCUGCGGCCUGUCGUCAGGUGUCCAACGUUCAGAUACCAUACAAAAAUCCGUGCCGGCAGAGGGUUUAGCCUGGAAGAACUGAGGGCUGCUGGAAUUAAUAAAAGAGUUGCAAAAACUAUUGGCAUUGCUGUUGAUCCCCGUCGACGAAACAAGUCUACAGAAUCCCUGCAAGGCAAUGUACAGAGAUUGAAAGAGUACCGUUCGAAACUCAUCCUCUUCCCAAGAAAGGCCUCCCUACCUAAGAAGGGCGACGGUUCUGCUGAAGAAAUUAAGAUGGCGACUCAGUUGGUUGGAUCAGUCAUGCCCAUCAGACAGGCAUUGAAGAAGGAGAAGGCUCGUGUUAUCUCCGAAGAUGAGAAGAACUUCAAGGCAUUUGCAAGUUUGCGAAUGGCUCGAGCGAAUGCCCGACUAUUUGGAAUCCGUGCCAAGAGGGCCAAAGAAGCAGCAGAGCAGGAGGGUGAAAAGAAAAAAUAGAUGCUUCUAUAGAAGUUUCAAUAAAGACAGAUUUUUGUUUGAAAAA